AAACUAAAUGAAAGAAGGAGAAAGGGUGUUAUCCAAAACCAAGCUGCAACAUUAGAAGCAGCGGUUACAUUUACAGUCUCCGACUCCGACAAUGGCGGCGGCAACGUUGUACUUGGCAAAACCAUUUUGCACUUCCAAAAUUCCUUUCCCAAGAGUGAGCGACAGUGGAAUUGGAACAGUAAAGUGUGAAAUUCAAACCAAAUUGAAAACGGGUUUCCUGGGACUGGGUCUGUUCCACUUCCUCAACUUUGUCGAACCAGCUGCAUCUCUGCAACUGCAACUUCAGGAACCUCCCAAUGCCCUCUCACUGCCCACAUGGGCCAUUCACGUCUCCAGCGUCGCUGAAUGGAUUAUAGCCAUGGCUUUGGUGUGGCAAUAUGGGCACAAAUCUAGAUACCCUGCUUGGAAGGGCCUUUCUUGGGGAAUGGUACCUCUACUUGGUGGAGCUUUUUGCGCGUGUACAUGGCAUUUCUUUUAUAACUCUGAGUCUCUUGAGGUAUUGGUGGCUCUUCAAGCGGCACUGACUGUUAUAGGAAAUGCCACAAUGUGCAUAGCUGCAUAUAGGAUAUACAAAUCAUCCCAAGGCUCCUAGAACUUUUGAAUUGUAUGUACUUGGUUAUCUGGAACCAUGUAUAUAGGUCUGAGUGAAAGUCAAAGUCUUCUUCUGCUGAUUGGUAAAUUGUCCUUUAUCUGGAAGAAUGUGAGAAGAGUUCCCUGGCAUACCAAAAUAUCUAAUGACAGACAGAAUCCAUAAUAUCCUGAUUUCUAAGAUAAACAUGCUAGGAGAUGAUCAUUCUUUCUGAAUUUUAUGCACAGUAAUCUGUUCAUUAAUUUUAUGCAAGUUGCCCUUACCUGAAGAAGUCACAGUUCAACUUUUAAUUACUUUUGAACCGUUUAAGAUAUUGUGUAUAGUGAAAAACUUCCAUUGUUCA
This is a messenger RNA of Vigna radiata var. radiata (mung bean), 932 nucleotides long. Its product is annotated as ycf49-like protein. The transcript is spliced from 4 exons. The record is from RefSeq and is a predicted model, not a curated record. Bases 92 to 592 code for a protein of 166 amino acids. Lineage: Eukaryota; Viridiplantae; Streptophyta; Magnoliopsida; Fabales; Fabaceae.